AUGAAUUCGUUAAAAUCAACCAACGUCCGAGUGCAGAGCACAACCCAUGAGGCGGCCAGCAGCAAACUUUCCGCCGUUAAUCUAGGAUACUACUCGGACCCGUUCUUAAAAUAUUUUGUCAAAAGGAUCGAGAAAAGGAGUCCCCUCAUAAACAGAGGCUAUUACGCCCGCGUCGCCGCAGUGAGGCAGUACAUUGAGCUCUUUUUCAAGUCCCUAGAGGAGGAGGAACCCGUCCAGGUAGUGAACAUCGGGGCCGGCUUGGACACCACCUUCUUUUGGAUAAGCGAACAGCGGAAAAAUGCCACCUAUUACGAAAUGGACUUCCACGAACUGCUGCGGGAAAAGGCGAACAUAAUAAACCGCGUCGAUGAGUUGAGGGGCUUUCUAAAGGGAGCGGAUCAGGGCGACGUGGCAAGCAAGCCAGAGGUGGAGGGCAAGCCAGAGGCGGAGGGCAAACCUGGCGAGGAGAACAAACCCGGCGUGGGCGCAGAUCUCAUCAACUGCGCCAACUACAAAAUGCUGUCGUUCGACCUGAACCACUCGAGUCUCCUGGAGAAGCACUUAACGAGUUACGGGUUCGACUUCUCAAUCCCCACUCUGUUCAUUUGCGAGUGCGUUUUAAUUUAUUUGGAGAUAAGCAGCAGCGACAGUUUGAUACAAACGCUGGCCGGCCUUAUGCGAAGCACCUCCUGCAUGUUGGUGUAUGAACAGGUCAACCCGAACACCGCCUUCGGAAAGGUGAUGAUAAGCAAUUUCAGCCAAAGAGGAAUAGAACUGAAAAGCAUCUUCAAGUACGACAGUUUGGAAAAGCAACUUUGCAGAUUUAAGUCCCUCGGAUGGAGUCAUGUCUACAUAAGUGACAUGAACGAAAUUUAUGAUUAUCACUUAAAUCGGGAUGAGAAAAAAAAAAUUGAAAAAAUAGAAAUGUUUGAUGAGUUUGAAGAAUGGAGGUUGCUACAGAAUCAUUACUUCAUUCUCGUUGCGUUUAGUCCUUCUGAAGAUUUAAGCAAGAAUGCUCUGUAUGUUUUUUUAAAGAACAUGAAAGAUGGGGGAGGAGGGUUUUCUCCAAAUGUUUAGCGAUAUGUGAAGCAGUCGUGCGCCAUAUGUUUAGUGAUAUGCGAAGCAGUUGUGUGUUAUAUGCUUAGUGAUAACCGUUCGGUUGUAUCUUUCUCCGUUGUAUGUUCCCCACUGCGUUGAUCAUUUUUUUUUUUUUUUUGUUCCCCUCCUGUUAUCCGCUGUCCGGAUGGAUAAAACUACCCCUGCUCAUCAUGCGUAACUCGUUGCUGUGUAAGCGUACCACAGUGCGCCCACGUAUUUGUAGUGGCAUUAUUUGCAUUUAUGUACCACGUGGCAGGUUAUGCUAAAAGGGGGUUGGCUCUCAAAAGGUAACAAACAUUUUGAGGGAAAAAUAUGGACAUUGGGGGUCGACCAAAGAGGGCUUAAACGUACGCGGUGCUUAGCACUGUGGGGGAGUAAAUCGCGCAGAAUACGCGGCGGGCUAGGGAAAUGGUACAGAAGUUGCGGCGCUGCACUGCGCUUCAUCACACUUCAUCACGCUUC
This is a messenger RNA of Plasmodium vivax (malaria parasite P. vivax), 1560 nucleotides long. RefSeq names its product leucine carboxyl methyltransferase, putative. Lineage: Eukaryota; Apicomplexa; Aconoidasida; Haemosporida; Plasmodiidae. Gene Ontology annotation, molecular function: methyltransferase activity. The coding region runs from base 1 to 1077 and encodes 358 amino acids. Gene Ontology annotation, biological process: methylation. The record is from RefSeq and is a predicted model, not a curated record. The transcript is spliced from 6 exons.